Molecule: messenger RNA, 2305 nt
Organism: Lycium barbarum (goji berry)
Lineage: Eukaryota; Viridiplantae; Streptophyta; Magnoliopsida; Solanales; Solanaceae
Exons: 6
Coding region: 100-2073 (657 amino acids)
Biological process (GO): regulation of gene expression
Cellular component (GO): cytoplasm
Molecular function (GO): mRNA binding
Source: RefSeq, a predicted model, not a curated record
CCCCAUCUCUCUCUACUUCUCUACUUCUCCAAUUAGGGUUUCCCAAACCCUAUCGCCUCUCUCUCUCCUUUUUUCCCCUAAAUCUGAAACCUUUCAACAAUGGCGGAAGAAGCACAAUACGAAGCUGCUAACAACAAGAGGAAGUACGAAGUUGAUCAAACGACGCCGUCACCAGUACCACGUAGACCUACUGGAUUUUCAGCACCGAUCUCUUCGUUAUCUCCACCUCCUGAUGUUGCUGCUGCUACGUAUAAUAAUGUUCCGCCGCCCAUGGAUGAUUUUCAGUUGGCUAAACAGAAAGCGCAAGAGAUUGCUGCUAGGUUGUUGAAUAGUGCUGAAGCUAAGAAACCUAGAGUUGAUAAUAACGGUUCUGGUGCUGGUGGAUUUGAUUCAUACGAACACAAGCCCAUUGUUACUCCUCCGAUGACAAGUUCAUUUGGUUAUCCGGGGCAAAGCAAGAAGAUUGAAAUACCAAAUGGCAGAGUUGGUGUGAUUAUUGGCAAAGGUGGGGAGACCAUCAAGUAUCUUCAACUCCAGUCUGGAGCCAAGAUUCAGGUUACUAGAGACAUGGAUGCUGAUCCUAAUUCUCCAAAUAGAGCAGUUGAACUCAUGGGUACUCCAGACCAAAUAGCUAAGGCUGAGCAGUUAAUUACUGAGGUUCUUUCUGAGGCCGAUUCAGGUGGUUCUGGUCUAGUUUCUCGGAGAUUGCCUGGACAGCAAUCCGGAGGAGAACAAUUUUCGAUGAAAGUCCCUAAUAACAAGGUUGGUCUUGUUAUUGGUAAAGGAGGUGAAACCAUAAAAAAUAUGCAAGCAAGAACUGGAGCACGUAUUCAGGUGAUCCCCUUGCACUUGCCUCCAGGUGAUACAUCACAAGAGAGGACCGUACAAAUUGAUGGGUCAAGUGAACAGAUUGAGGCUGCAAAGCAGCUGGUGUAUGAAGUGAUUAGUGAGAAUCGCAGAAAUCAAGGGAUGACCGGAGGAUACCAGCAACAAGGUUAUCAGGCCCGACCUCCUACAAGCUGGGCUCCUCCUGGUGCCCCAAUGCAACAACCUGGUUAUGGAUAUGUUCAGCCUGGCGCAUACCCAGGUUCAGCCCCCCAAUAUAAUGCGUCGCAGCCACCUUACUCUGGAUAUCCUCCUCAAGCUGCGUCUGCUGGAUAUGCCUCUGGCUGGGAUCAGGGUACUGCUCAAAAUCAACAAUCUCAGGCAGGUGGCUAUGAUUACUACAACCAACAGGCCCCACAACAGCAGCAGCAAACUGCUGGAGGUCCAGCCGCUUCGACUGAUACUAGUGCCUAUGGUUACAACCAGCAAUCUGCCACGGGUUACAGCCAAGGACAAGCUUAUUCCCAGGAAGGCUAUGGGGGAUAUCAUGCACCUGCUGCUCAAUCUGGUGGUUACCAGGGUUCUGGUUAUGAGCAGCAACAAGGUUAUAGCUCAGCCGCUGGCUAUGGGAGUGCUGCAAACCCAACAUCAGAGGGCCAGAAUUCGUCCUAUGGUACACAAAGUGAUGGCAGUCAAGCACCUCCACCAGUUCAGUCAUCAGUUACGGGCCAACAAGGAUAUCAUUCUGGCCAGCAGCCCAGUCCUAAUCCUAGUUACCCAUCUCAAGGCUCUGCUGCAGGAUAUGGGGUGCUCCCUACUUCUCAAGGUGGGUAUGGUACGCCGCCAGCUGGCAGUUAUGCUGCUGGUUAUGGGGCCCCUCAGGCUCAAAAGCCUCCUAGUCAGCCAGGUUAUGGUCAACCACAGCAGUCUCCUAGCGCACAAGCUGGUUACGCCCAGCCUCCCCCAGCUCAGCCUGGGUAUCCACAGCCAGCUGCUCAAUCAGGUUAUGCUCAGGCUGAUCCUAGCACUCAGCGACCUCCCGCUUCUGCAUAUGGUGCUCCACCAGCUCAGCCAGGUUAUGGUGCCCAAGGUUAUGGGGCUCCACCUAGUUAUGCCCAGCAGCCACCACCGUACAACAGUGCCUACGGUGGUUACGCCCAGCCUCCAGCAUAUGCUUCUGAAGCAGCUCCGGCAUCGCAGUCUGUUCCUCCUAGUGGUGGGGUUGCGAAAGCAUCACCUCAGAGUUAAUAUCAGUUUUUUGGAAUGGUUUAAUGGAUCAUUUUAAGGAAUUUCAUAUUUUUGUUGCUUAGGUAUCUUUAGGUCUUGUAGUAUAUCAAGGCAGUGUUUUAAACUUCUGUUUGUUUUGGACCGUAUGUCUGGGUUGCAUGUUGUUUUCUUUGUUAUAUUUGCAAUUGGUUGAACAUAUAAAGGCAGUGUAUUAAACUUAGUUUGUUUUGGACCGUAUGUCUGGGCUGCGCAA